Molecule: messenger RNA, 921 nt
Organism: Paramecium primaurelia
Lineage: Eukaryota; Ciliophora; Oligohymenophorea; Peniculida; Parameciidae
Source: the annotation of a GenBank genome assembly
AUGGAUCAGAAUCAACCUUUUAUAUUAAAGAAAGAGACAUUUAAAUUUAAAUUUUAUAACACUUUGGAAAAAUAUUAUUAUAUUAAAACCAUUUAUUCUUUUAGUAUUGAUUAAUAAUAAAAUUAAGAUUUGGCAUUUUUCAUAAACAUUUGAGGAUAUUUUUAUUUAUUAAAAUUUGGGGGAAUUGAAAAAAUUAUUGAAUUUGAUGAGAUUGAAUUAACAAGAAUUCAUUUAGGCUAAUCUUUGGUCAUUGUUAAAUCCUUAGAUUAAAAAGUUUAACAAUUGUAGUUGUUAAAAAUAGAACAUGAAUACUUAGAUUGGAAUAAAAUUUGGUUGAAAUUCAAUGAUUAAAAUGAAACUUUUAACUGUAAAUAUUCAAAAAUAAAUAAUCCUAUACAUUUCACUGGUUAUCAAUGUCUAAAUAAUGAAAUCAACUCAUUAAAAAAAAUACUAAUUAUUAUAAAAUAUUUUUUCGAUAACUGUUUUGAUAAUAUAAUACUAACAUAACUCAAAGAUGAUAUAACUAAAAUAUUCUUGAGCCAAUAAUAAACGAAAUAUAAUAAACAAUUAGAUUAACUAAUUAAAGAAAUAAAUAAUUUCUUAAAAAAUAUUUAUAUGAUAAAGAGAAAUAAAUCAUUUCUAUUUUAUGAAUAUGCUGAUAAAAUAAAUGAGAGAAGGCAUGAAGGGAAAGUAGGAUAUAGUAAUGACAUAAUAAUUUAUGUAAACGACAUAAAAAAUGGAAAAAAAUUCCACUUAAUGUAUUUAAAUUAGAAUAUUGUUAAUAUUCAAGGUAUUCUUUCAAUUGUUAAACACCUCAAUAAUUGUAAAGGAUAUUAAAAAAUUUAGUAUGACGUGGAUAAGACUAUAAUUGCUAUUGAAUAAAUUUAAUAUUGCAUUUAUUAGAUUUAAAAAUUUAAUUGA